This is a messenger RNA of Verticillium nonalfalfae, 816 nucleotides long. RefSeq lists its product as uncharacterized. NCBI's taxonomy places the organism in Eukaryota, Fungi, Ascomycota, Sordariomycetes, Glomerellales, Plectosphaerellaceae. The transcript has 2 exons. The record is from RefSeq and is a predicted model, not a curated record. Gene Ontology annotation, molecular function: zinc ion binding; carbonate dehydratase activity. Bases 1 to 816 code for a protein of 271 amino acids.
AUGAAGUUCUCGAUCCUCGGCGCCUUGGCUGCUGCCUCGACCGUGUUGGCCUGUCCCGGCCAUGAGAACAGCGUGCCCAUGGGCGUCAUGAAGCGUCAGGAGGGUGCGCCGCCGCCGCCUACCGACUGGGCCUACGAGGCAUCCUUCAACUGGGGCCGCAUCAACGAAAACUACACCCUCUGCCAGACCGGCACGCAGCAAUCACCCAUCGCGCUGAGCCUCAGCAACGGCCUGUCUCUCAACCACCGGCCGAAGUUCAACUACCCGACCAACGUGACGGGCAAUUUCUUCAACUGGGGCUACGGGCCGGCCUUCACCAUCACGCACCCCGAAGGCGUCUACACGGGCAACCCGUCCUUCACGUACGACAACAAGACGGUCUACAUGGUCGGCUGGCACAUCCACUCGCCGGCCGACCACACGGUCAGCGGGCGCCGCUCCAAGUCGGAGAUCCACUUUGUGCACGUCGACGCCGCGGGCCACGAGGCCGCCGUGCUCGCCUUCCGCGUCGACCCCGGCACCGAGGACGACGCCUUCUUCACGCAGCUGCCGCCCAUGAUCGGUUUCAGCGAGACGGGCACGGAGGUCGAGGCCACGCUCAACCUCAACCUCGCCCUCGACGGCGUCGCCCACUUCAACGAGUUCUGGACCUACCAGGGCUCUCUCACGAGCCCCCCCUGCCACGAGGGCAUCCGCUGGUUCGUCGCCCGCCAGACCAUGUUCGCCGGCGUCACGCAGAUGCAGGCGCUUCUCGGCGCCAGCACGUACAGCGCGCGCGCCGAGCAGGAGGUCUGGCAGCACCGCAUCAACGAGUAA